Messenger RNA from Glycine soja, 2098 nucleotides. RefSeq names its product ninja-family protein AFP3-like. The transcript has 2 exons. The record is from RefSeq and is a predicted model, not a curated record. Lineage: Eukaryota; Viridiplantae; Streptophyta; Magnoliopsida; Fabales; Fabaceae. Gene Ontology annotation, biological process: signal transduction; response to abscisic acid; negative regulation of DNA-templated transcription. Gene Ontology annotation, cellular component: nucleus. Bases 512 to 1735 code for a protein of 407 amino acids.
UUCUUCCUCUUUCAAACAAAACAAGUUUUUCUUCUUCUUCUUCUGCCCCCAUUUUUUUCUCCUCACUCUCCUUCUCGUUUUCGUUCUCGCGGGUUUUUGUGAAGCCAAAAACUUUCAAGAAAGACAGAAUCCGAGUUUGCUUUUUGCUGUUAAUUGCUUCGUGGGGAGAGAGUGGAAGUAAAAGGAGAAAAAUUCAUUUAUUUUCAUAUUCAUUCGAAUUAAUUGCAUUAAUUUUAAGAGAAGAAGAAGAACAAAAAAGGAGCAGUUUUUGCGAUCUGGGUGUGCGCUGUUUUUUGGCGUCAUUUGAUGACAAAGCGUCAUCAUCAUCAUCAUCAUGUUUCGUGUCAUGGGUUUUGCUGAUUUGAAUCACCACUCGCCACCCCACCAGGGCUUGUUGUUUUGUGCAGCGCACGCGGGUUGUGUUGUGUGAGGAGCAUGCGUUAGAAUUAGAACAGCAAGUGUUGCUACUUCACGAUGUUCUAUGUGGUUUUGCCUUUGGUAACGUGCAUUGAUGGAGGAUUAUAAGAAGAACCAUCCUUAUCAGCAACAGCAACAGCAUCAGCAUCAGCAAGAAGAAGAGAAAGAAGUAGUGUGUGAGAAGAUGGAGAGGUAUCCUAGGGAUUUGCUUCAAGGAUUUUCCAUCAGUGGUGUUGCUACUAUUAGGGAUGAUAAUAACAAAAUUAACAAUAAUAACAUGAUGCAGCAACAACAUCAUGUUCUUCAUCAUCACCAUGAGCAGCAGCAACAGCAAGAGCAGCAUGAGGAGGACGAUGAAGAGGUUGAGUUGAACCUUGGUCUUUCUCUCGGUGGAAGAUUUGGGGUGGACAAGAACGCCAAAAAAAAGAGGCUUUUACGCUCUUCUUCUGUGGUGGGGACAAUGCCUCUGUUCCGGCAGGACGAUGCGGUGGCGCCGUCGGCGGCGGCGUUCCCGGCGCUCAUGAGGACGUCGUCGCUGCCCACAGAGACCGAGGAGGAGUGGCGGAGGCGGAAGGAGAUGCAGACGCUGCGCCGGAUGGAGGCGAAGAGACGCCGCUCGGAGAAGCAGAGGGGUUCCCGGGAGGUCUUCGCCGGCGCCGGCGAGGAGGUGGAGGCAGGGGGGACUAUGGCAAUGGGAUUCAACAAGUUUGGUUCUUCGGCGGUGGCGGUUCCGCCGCCGGGGUGGGGUGUUCCGGCAAAGCAAGUUGUUCUUGGUGAUGUGUUGGGGAAGGGAAGGGGGUUUCAAGGAUUGUUUGGGCAACCAUCUUCUCAGGGUUCGGCUGAUUCUCAAGGAGGAAGCUCUUCAUCAAUGUCUGAAAUGGAUAGCAAGGCUUUUCUAGGAUCAAGUAGCUGUGGUGAAGCAAAAAGCCCUGUUAGUAAUCAAUCGAUGCAAGAACGAAGCAGCCAGGAUCCUGCGGGUUCAGGGGGAAAGAUGAAUGAGAAUGUGACUAGAACUUCCAAAGCUGAGGCGGAGAAUCCAUCUAGGAAACCCCAUCCUGCCCAAAAAAUAACGGGAAGGCACAUUGGGACAAACUCAAUGGAAGACAUGCCUUGUGUAUUUACAAAAGGAGAUGGUCCUAAUGGAAGAAGAAUUGAGGGUAUCUUGUACAAAUAUGGUAAGGGGGAGGAAGUGAGGAUCAUGUGUGUGUGCCAUGGAAACUUCCUCUCUCCAGCUGAGUUUGUUAAGCAUGCUGGUGGUGGGGAUGUCGCAUACCCUCUUAGGCACAUCGUUGUGAACCCUUCUGCUGCUCCCUUUUAGUGAUGGAAUUCCCUCUUUCCCUUCAACUAUAGGGCUGUAAUAUAGGUUAACAUUGAGGGAGUAAACAUUAGUUUGGCAGUUUCUUUUGUCUUUGUCUCCAUUUUUACUUAGCUCUUGAAUGAAACAAUAUUAUAUAUAAACACAUGCCUCCCUUCUGGAAGGGAGGAAUUCCUCACUUCCCCAUCUUCAUCUGUUUUUUUUGUGUGCCAAGGUGAUUGUUGAAGACUGACUUUUUUGAGGCAUACAUCACUGAGGUAGGUUUUAUCUUUUUAAAUAAAGUUUGGCAAAAUGUAUAAACUUGGGAUUAAACCCUUGUUGGGACAUGUAUAAACUAUGGCAAAAUGUAUUGGUUUGACAUCUCUA